AUGUCGCAUCAAUAUCGUAAGCAACAGCAAACCUAUGAAACUAUUAAUAUUGAAACACGUACAUCAUACGAACGAUUUCUUGAAUUUGAACGUUUAAUGAAAUUGUAUCCAUCACGAUCAUCACCAUCAGUACCUUUUAAUCCAACACCACUUGGUCUUUGUGCUUUUGCAUUAACAACAUUUAUUCUUUCAAUGUACAAUGCAGGUGCAAUUGUUCCUGUUGAGGCUCCACAUGGCGUUGUUAUGGGUCUUGCUCUUUUCUAUGGUGGUUUAAUUCAACUUCUUGCUGGUUUACUUGAAUUUCGCAUAGGAAAUAAUUUCGGUGCACUUGCUUUUUGUUCCUAUGGUGGUUUCUGGCUUGGUCUUGCUUCAUUAUCUAUUGACAGUUUUGGUUUUCUAGGUGAAUAUUCAGCUGAUCCAUCAGUAGCAGAUAAGGCACUUGGAAUUUUUUUCCUUGCAUGGGCAAUCUUUACAGCAGCUAUGUUUAUUGCAUCUCUUCGAACAAAUUUAGCAUUGGUGGCUUUAUUCUUUUUUCUAACAAUCACUUUUAUUUUACUGACAACAUGUAAAUUUCUUCAAAAUGAUAAGAAUUUACAACGUGCAGCAGGUGCAUGUGGAAUUUUAACAGCAUCAAUUGCUUGGUAUGCAGCUUUUGCAAGUUUAUUAAAGCGUGGUGAAAAUUCCUUUUUUUCAUUACCUGUCUACAAUUUAUCUCCACAACCAACAGUGAUCAUUGCUGAUAAGCCAUCAUCAAACAUUUACUCACAAAAAAUGUGA
Adineta steineri is the source of this 777-nucleotide messenger RNA. The record is from the annotation of a GenBank genome assembly. Lineage: Eukaryota; Metazoa; Rotifera; Eurotatoria; Adinetida; Adinetidae.